Molecule: messenger RNA, 636 nt
Organism: Phragmites australis (common reed)
Lineage: Eukaryota; Viridiplantae; Streptophyta; Magnoliopsida; Poales; Poaceae
Exons: 2
Coding region: 1-636 (211 amino acids)
Source: RefSeq, a predicted model, not a curated record
AUGACGCAGCUUGAGGCGAACCGCGCCGCCCUUGCUGCAGAGAGGGAGCGGCUUAUCGCUGGCUGGCACCUUUUUGAGGCCCGCGUCGCUGUGGCAUGCGCCGCCAAUGAGGGCGAGUGGCGCGCUCUGGAGGAGGAGCGAAGGGCGCUAGAGGGCACCCGCGCGGAGGCCGUGUGGGAACGGGAAGAAGUCACCCGCCUGGCCGAGGCAUCGCAGCAGCAAGCUACCGAGGCACUCGCCAGGGAGAGGCAGGCGCAGGCGCGGGAGGAGGCGGUCUUGGCCCGCGAGAGGACGGCGGAAGCCUCCCAGGCUGAAUUGGCCCGCCUGAAAGGCGAGGCUGACCAGGUCCGCGCCGAACUCCAACACCGGGAGGAGGAGCUCCAGAGCCGGGAGGAGGAUGUCGUGAUCAGGGAGACCGAUGUCAGCAUCACGACGGCGGACCUAGAAGCCUGGGAGGAACUGCUGAUCCUCCGGGAGACGGAGGCUGCUGAGGCGGUGCUGGCCUCGGCCGCUUGGGAGGAGCGGGCCGCCAAGUGGGAGUCCGAGCUGACCACCCGUGAGCAGGCCCUCUCCACCCUUGCGAAACGGGUGAAGCAGGCUGAAGCCCAGAACCAUGACAAUUUAACUGUGAUCUGA